AUGGCGCCACGAUCAAAGCUCCAUCAAUAUACAAAAAUCUUCCGGGAGCACCCAGUCCAGAUCUUUGUGGGAAGUAGCAAGAAGCCCUACUUUGUUCACCCUGGAGCUUUGUCAUGGUGCAACACAUCAGCAUUGAAUGCCCGAAUUAACGGACCAUGGAGGGAGAACGGGGCCAAUGAACCAAUCGACUGGACCGACUUUGACGAGCGGACUGUGGAAUGCGUUUUAAGCUAUCUUUACACGCAGGACUAUCAUGUACCCAGCUCUGAGUCUGAGCCAAACAGUAUAUGUGAGAACGCUGACGGUGCCAGUGCCACUAUCGGGGUCGAAUCUUUAGCCAAUGAUGCAGAAUCCUCCACCUCUAGCCCUGUACUGGCUGACGAACUAGAAUUUAACAGACCGUUAACUCCCCUGAGCCGGUGUCUCCGAGUCGGUCUACCGCCAGAGACUAUUCAAACUGCCGCAGGCGGUUUGACCCAGCGAACACUUCAAGACUGUGAUAAUAACCUUGCCGAAGAAAUUCUGAUCCACGCCAAAGUGUAUUGUUUUGCACAUCGCUUUCUCAUCUCUGAUCUUGAGACCUUUGCUCUGCAACGUCUUACUCAAGUUCUCCUGACUAUCGAUGCACGGAAUGACACACUGUUUCCGUACCUCGCAGAUGCUAUCCGCUUCGUUUACGAUUCGACCCCCAGCGCACAGCUACAGGACAAUCAAGCUCGGAAAUUGCUAUCUCAAUAUGUUGGGCUGAAGUAUACUAUACUUGCAAACAAAAACCUCACGCAGCUCUUAGAGGAAGGGGGAGAAUUCAUGACCGAUUUGUCGCACAAGCUAAGUAGACGACUUGCUGUGAGUGAAACUGGUGCCCAGUCUUUGGAGGAACAGAUAGAUGAGCUUCAGACAAGGCUCAAUGAGUUGGAGGCUAGCUAUCAGGACAAAGAAAGCCAACUACAGAGCGCCAGAGGCGAACUGGCGGAGUGGGAGAGCUCGAAUCGUGGAAUAUCUGGGAAGUAUAGGAAAGCAAGGAGAAAUGGUGGAUGA
Aspergillus alliaceus is the source of this 1038-nucleotide messenger RNA. RefSeq lists its product as uncharacterized. Bases 1 to 1038 code for a protein of 345 amino acids. Lineage: Eukaryota; Fungi; Ascomycota; Eurotiomycetes; Eurotiales; Aspergillaceae. The record is from RefSeq and is a predicted model, not a curated record. The transcript has 3 exons.